GAGCAUCAAUAUGUAUAACGUCCCCAGAAAGCUGCCGGAGUUUUGGCCAAUGGCCUACUCUUUUGUCACCACGCCUACUGCCAUCUUUGUCUUUCUUCUUUUUCCGCUUUUCCUACUAACGAUAAUGGCCGAUCACUCCCAAAUAUUUUAACCAAAAAGUUUUCCUCGAUAUUCAAAAUUCUUAAAAUGUCCUUAACAUAAGUUUCAAAAAAGCAAAAGCAGUUUCUUCUUCUUAUAAUUCCCAUACUACCCCUUCAUUCUUCUUUCUUGACUUCACACUGAACUAAGGAGUACUAUUUUCUCUUCAGAGUUCUCCACAUUUCUCAUGGAAAAUCUCUCACAUUCAUUUGCUAAAAAGAGUUACCACCAUGGAAGCGGGUUCAUAACAACGGCAAGCAAGUCAUUGUACGACGACGUUUUUGGUGGUCCGCCGAAGUUCGGGGUACCAACACUAGCUCCUCGUUACGAGGAUUAUACUGAGAUUUUCGGAGGUUUUCACUCUUCUCGUGCUUCCUCUAUUCCCAUUUUGGAUCUUCCGGUUGUUGAGGACGAGGGUGAUCAGGUUUCAUUCGAUGUACAUAGUUCUCAUUUUGACUAUUCUGAGAUUUUCGGAGGGUUUAGUGUUGUUGAUUUUGCCCUCUCUUAUGAGGAUUUGGUUCGUCAGUCUACCUCUGGUUAUGAUUCUUCUGAAGAGGCCUGGAGUCCAGCUCAAAGUGAGAACCUGUCAGAUGAAUCAGAUCCUUCUGCUUUUUCUGAAAGGAGUCAGAGCUCUUCUAGUGCUGAUGUUCCUCAUUCAUCCGAUGGCACCAAGCAGUUCAACAUUUCAUAUCACAAGACUUUCCAGAGGAGCGAUGGCGUUGUAUCAAAUGGCAUGACGCAUGUAGCACAUUUACAUGCUAUUCCCGGAUAUACUUACAUGGUCAGUGGAAAUCAGGCUUCUCGAAGUCAAGAAGACACCGAGCCACAACCUAGACAGGAAACUCUUGAUCUCAAGCACAAUGUGGACUUGAGUGGAUCGGUUUUAGAAGAGAAGCGAUUCAAAAGAAGCACGUCACGAAAUAUGAGCAGCAGUUAUAUCAUUCAUGGAAAUGAUUCAAAACUUCCGGAGACAUGUAGUGAAGCUAGUUGUACUCCAGAUAAGCCAUUCUUAACUGUGUCGGAUAUCAGUUUAAGAACUAGGCCUUCAGGGUUGCCACCACCAUCAAGACCACCACCUGGCCUGGCUGCCAAGAAAGGAAAUUCCAAUAGACUGAAUUCAAGACCCAAAGCUUCAAAAAGUUGUGCUUUUGAGCAAAAGCAAGGUGAUAAUCCACAAUCUUACUUUGAUGUGGACAUAUAUGCAAGUUCAUCAGCAGUGGCGUCUACUGCAGCUAUAAAAGAUGCAAUGGAGAAGGCUCAAGCAAAGCUUAGAAGUGCAAAAGAGCUAAUGGAGAGAAAGAAGCAAGAUCUAAAAUGUUACUCAAAACUCCAUUUGGAGAAUGGUAUUUUGGAAGAAAGACCAAGCAAGACAUUUGACAAAGAUGACAUGGCACAAAACAUGCGUGUUGAAGAAAUGGACGAAGUCUUUAAGAAUACCAAGGUAAUUUCAGUUAAUACUGAAGAAGAAAAACAUUUCAAGUUUACUGGAAAAAGUGAAGAAAGUGAGCAGGGUAAUCCUAAUAUGUCAUCUCAACCACCAUAUAAAGCUGAAGGUAGAGUUGCAUGGAGGGAAGGUGCAGAAUUUUUUGAAGUAGUUGAAACUUACCCAUCUUCUAGGUCUUCUGAGAAAGUCAAGAAUGAAUUUGGUUUGCUGAGAAAUAUUGAAUCACAUGAAUACAGACAUUUUGAAGCAACCAUUGACAGACUUGACCAUCCAGAAACUUGCAACAGUGUUGCAGCAAAGGAGGCUCUGGAUAGCGAAGAGGGAAGUGAAGAAAAGGUAGGUAAAGGGUCUUACCAAAGGGGUAUUACGCAUCAAAGAUCAAAAGAAGAUUUGGGUGGUCAAUUGGAGCAUAAGGAGACAGUAAAAGCAGCAGAAAGCUUAUCUGACGUUAGUACGAGUGAGAAACAUGUUAAAGUGGACCAGCAAGCGGGAACGAGUAAGACGCUAAUCAGCACUUCUCAUGAAAGCGUAGAGGACAACAGACGAGGUGGCCAGAAUGUGAGUGGUGGCAGUAGAAGAUUAGAUGAUCAAAAGGGAUUUAUAAACAUUGAUGAUAUAAAGCUGAUGGUAGAGUCUGAGAUUGAAGAAUCUGAGGGAGGGCUUAGUGAUGAUGAGGAUGAAACAGGAAAUGGACAGAGAGUAAAGGAUAUAGUCCAGCAGGAAAGGAAGAAGCAACGUGAUGCAGUUUCUGAAAGAGAUGAAGGCGCUCUUCACCAGGAGGAGAAUGCAACGAGCCCAAAGGAGGAUUUUAGAUCAGAAAAGAAUGAUGAGAAUUCGGAGUUGGCUUGUAAACAAGAGAAGAAUGAGAGAGACAAAGAGACCGAUUUCAAGUGGGACCCAAAGGAUCAGGAUGCAAAAGGUUCUUUUGACUGGGUGCAAGAGGAGAGCCAGUUUAGAGUGGCUCUCGAGAAGAAAGAGCAUGAAGGGGAACAAAAUGAGCCUCAUGAAGGAGAAGAAACUGAGAGAAGAGGGGAUGGCGCAUGUGAAGGAGAAGAUGGUGAUGUGGAUAUGACCGAGGUAUUGGAGCAGCAAAAGAGUAGGACGAAAUCCCCUAUGGGUUCCAAAGUAGAAUUUGAGAACAUAUCUGAAGAGUCCAGUGAGUUUGACGGAACUGAACAAGCAACUGCAUGUGAUAAUAAGUGGGAAGAAUUGCGUGAACAGACCGAAGAUAGCGCACCUAUUGAGAUGGUUGGAUCUGUAUUGAAGAACAACAAUGUGGAAGUUCACAUGGAUGCUAUGGCAUUUCAUUGGGCCCGCCAACAAAAUGAUGAGACUUUACGUGUGAACAAAAUGUCUAAGAAGCUGGAGGAGAACAUUGGAAAGCUGGAAGCAACUCAAUCAGCUCAUUCCCGCGAAGUAGAUGAGAAAUUGGAAACUGAGUUGCAAAAUUGUGACAGAGAAUCAGAAAUUGGAGAGACCAAUCUGCUGCCUAAAGAUGGAUGCGACUCUGUUUGCAAGAGAGAAGAUGUCUUGGGACAUGUAAAAGACCAAACCAGAAGAGCAGAUGCAAUAGGGUCUACUUCUUCGAAUGUGCCAUUGACCAAUUCAAGUGAAGCUGGUAUUUGCAUAGGUAAGGCGUCUGAUAGAAUGAAGAAGACAGCACCUGAAACGGCAGAUCAUUCUGAUCAAACAAAUGUUACACCUCCUGAAUGUCUGACAGCGAACAUCAAUGGAGUUCAGUCUGGCACUAGCCAGGAAAUUACAGAGGAAAAGUUUACAGCUAAUCACCCUGACCAUAGGAACGGAACAUAUUCUGAGGGGGCAAGAAUGAACUCCAAGGUUGUUCUGUCUGGCACUAACCAGGGAGUUACGGAAGAAAAGUUUACAGCUCAUCAGUUUGCCAGGGAAUGGGCCACAAACGCAAAGAAAAUUGGAGAUGCUUUGGCUGCUGUGCUAGAGGAUGUUGAAGUGUUGUCAAGUACAGACCAGAGAACAGCAACUGGAGGUCCCCACAAGAAAGAGAGAGAUUCAAAUAAGAUCAUUACUCCUGAAGCACAAAAAAUGGACGAAAGACUGACAAAAGAAAGAGAAUUGGAGGAAGAAUAUGUGAGAAAGUUAGAAGAAGAGAGGGAGAGAGAAAGAGAAAGAGAGAAGGAUCGUAUGUCUGUGACUCGUGAAGCUCUGGAAAGGUCAUAUCUUGAAGCCCGUGAGAGAGUAGAAAGAGCUUCCAUGGAGAGAGCUACAACUGAAAUACGACAAAGAACUAUGACAGAAGCCCGAGAAAGAUUAGAGAAGGCAUCUGCAGAGGCUAGGGAAAGAUCUCUAGCAGAGCAGACAUCUGUAGAGGCUAGGCUCAGGGCGGAGCGUGCUGCAGUAGAAAGAGCAACUGCAGAGGCUCGGCAACGAGCUUUCGAGAAAGCAAUGGCUGAGAAGGCUAUCCAGGAGUCACGUGAAAGAGUGGAAAGAUCAUCUUCAGAAAAAUUUUCUGCUUAUUCUAGGACCAACGAAAUGAGACAGAGCUCUUCUUCUGAACAACAUGCGCAUCAUAGCACAGAAACCUCAAAAUUGAGAUAUUCAUACUCUUCAGCUCAUGCUGGCAUUGAAGGUGAAUCACCUCAACGAUGUAAAGCUCGGUUGGAGAGGUACCGCAGAACAUCUGAGCGUGCGGCUAAGGCCUUAGCAGAGAAAAAUAUGCGUGAUCUUCUAGCUCAGAGGGAGCAAGCGGAGAGAAAUAGAUUGUCUGAAACUCUGGAUGCUGAAGUGAAAAGGUGGUCAAGCGGGAAAGAAGGCAAUCUACGUGCAUUGCUUUCAACUUUACAAUAUAUUCUUGGGCCUAAUAGCGGUUGGCAGCCAAUUCCAUUAACAGAAGUUAUAACUUCGGUAGCGGUGAAGAAAGCUUAUAGGAAAGCUACUCUUUGUGUGCAUCCUGACAAAUUACAACAGCGAGGUGCUAGUAUUCAGCAGAAGUAUGUAUGCGAGAAGGUCUUUGAUCUUUUAAAGGAAGCAUGGAACAGGUUCAACUCUGAGGAGAGGUAGUGGAGGACUUGGUUGCUCGGCUGAACAUAUAAUUUGCACAGUAGUGAGUAGAUUCUCUUUCUUAUUAUUUUUUUAGUUUCUGCAUGUAAGCGCAAGCUUUAGAAAUCGGCCCUGAAAGAAAAUGGGCUAACGUGGCUAUUCAUUGAAAUGGAACUUUCUGUUAAAAGGCUGUGUUAUUGUGCUACUAUGUUAUUGUUCUUAUAAUAAUAAUAAUAAAUUAUUAUUAUUA
Nicotiana attenuata is the source of this 4847-nucleotide messenger RNA. RefSeq names its product auxilin-like protein 1. NCBI's taxonomy places the organism in Eukaryota, Viridiplantae, Streptophyta, Magnoliopsida, Solanales, Solanaceae. The record is from RefSeq and is a predicted model, not a curated record. Gene Ontology annotation, molecular function: clathrin binding. Bases 326 to 4618 code for a protein of 1430 amino acids. Gene Ontology annotation, cellular component: vesicle; cytoplasm; intracellular membrane-bounded organelle. The transcript is spliced from 8 exons. Gene Ontology annotation, biological process: clathrin-dependent endocytosis; clathrin coat disassembly.